Vicia faba (fava bean) is the source of this 990-nucleotide messenger RNA. NCBI's taxonomy places the organism in Eukaryota, Viridiplantae, Streptophyta, Magnoliopsida, Fabales, Fabaceae. The record is from the annotation of a GenBank genome assembly.
AUGGAUGACAUACAGACAGAUUAUGAUGCUAAACCCAGCUUUACACAGAUCUUGGUAAUCUCAUCUAUUUGGUUGAUAUUUUUCAUAGCAUUGCGUUAUCAUCUCAAAAAGAUUCGAGAUCAAAAGAUCAUUUCGCGUUUAAGAUUAUCGCGUGCAGGUCACCCCCCAAAGCUUGAAAGAUUCUCUCAUUACGUAGCUAGGCAAAUGGGGUUCAAGGAUAGGAGAAUCGGUCCUGAUAUAUGUAGAUUGGCUUCUGAAUACAUAAGCAAAUAUGAAGGGUUUGAAGAUGAUAUAUAUUCCUAUUUUGAGAAUGAACCAGAUGCUGAUUCACUUUAUGUCAAGUUGGUGGAAGAGUUUGAGAGAUGCAUUCUUAGUUACUUUGGAUUUCAUUGGAACCAUUGUGACAUAUUGAUAAGUCAGGUUUUGAGCUCGGACAUUUCUGAGCCAAAAAAGAAGCUAAAGAACAUAGUUAUGGCUGCUACUAGGGAUCAAAGGUUCGAGAGAGUUGCCAAGAGUCUGAAGGUGGCUAGUGUUUUUAAUACAUUAGUGGAAGAGAUGAAAGUGAUGGGUAUUGCAGUAAACGAUGACUCUCAAUGUACAGAGGUAAUGGCUCCUGUGGCUCACAGUGAUAGGAGCCCGGUCCUUCUUCUAAUGGGGGGAGGUAUGGGAGCUGGCAAGAGCACUGUACUCAAGGAUAUUCUCAAAGAACCUUUCUGGGCAGGAGCAUCAGGAAAUGCCGUAGUCAUUGAAGCAGAUGCCUUCAAAGAAUCAGAUGUCAAUCCUUUUGCUGGUGAGAUAGUUGGUUUGAAAAGCAUAGCAGCAUACUAUUUUGGUUUAGAUAUCAAUACAAAUGUCACCAAAAUGGAAGCUGAAGAGGCUCUACAACAGGUGUUAUCUGUUUGGAAGCCCGUCUUGGUAGCAAACAAAAACCUUGUUGAUUACAUCUUCUUGAUAAGUUUAGAAUUUGCUCAAUCACAUGACUUGCUGUGA